AAUAGUAAAUGUGUUUCUACAUGGCUUUCUUGAAGACGGGAUUGGAAUGAUACUUUUGCGUGGUAGAUAUCAGGACAUGUCUGAGUUAGUGGAUGCGCGCGUUUAUCUGCUGCACUUGUUGCACUGAGGCGAACAGGCUGCUCAAUCAAACGUUAACGGACGGAGACAAAUACACCGUUACCGACGAGGUCUUGUGUUUUCAUUUCGCAGAUCUGUAUCUUCAAAAACACCAAAUCGUGCUCACGAUGCCAGUGUUAAUGAGUCCAGAGAUAGCGAAUAAAUUCAAAGAGAGAUGGAUGAUGCUUCAUCCGGAGGAUCAGGACAAUGUCAGCGGCUCUGUUCACUUUGACGACAGUCUCACCAGCCUGCACUGGCUGCAGAACUUCUCCAUCCUCAGUGCCAAUCCUGAGCGGACUCCCAGCUCUGGCUGCCAUCCGCAACACCUCUUCUACCACAAAAACCAGCUGGGGGGCACCGACUCACCCUCCAGCCCACCUGCUGGAGAUACCGCCGCCGCAGGGAUGCCACAAACACCUGGGAAUCCCACAACGUCCUGCAGCAGUUUGGCGAAUUCAUACGCGCAGCAGCAAGCGGGACACUACAUAACAGCGCAAACAAAUGCGUCUGAGGAAAUAGACUAUAAAACAAACCGCCAUGUGAAGCCACCCUAUUCAUAUGCCACUCUGAUUUGCAUGGCAAUGCGAGCUAGCAACAAAACCAAAAUCACUCUGUCAGCCAUAUACAGCUGGAUCACGGAGAAUUUCUGCUACUACAGAUACGCGGAGCCAAGUUGGCAGAAUUCAAUCCGCCAUAACUUGUCCCUGAACAAAUGCUUCAUGAAAGUGCCCAGACAGAAAGACGAGCCAGGAAAAGGAGGCUUUUGGCAAAUCGACCCGCAGUACGCUGACAUGUUUGUCAAUGGCGUUUUCAAACGGCGGCGAAUGCCUGCCACAAACUUCAAUACCCAAAGACAGAGCAAAAUGUUAUCCUCUCCCAGCUCCUCGUACGGCUCUCAGUGCAACCAGACCGGCCAACAAAUGGGAAUGGGCCACUUCCAAGGACCUGUCCCAGGAAACAAACGCAAGCAAGUCUUCCCCAAACGAGGCAGCAAGCUGGCCAGAGUCUCCAAGAGCCCUCUGUUAACCACCGACAUUAAAACUUCAGACGUACUGAGAGGAGAUUUUGACCUGGCGUCUGUUUUUGACGAUGUGUUAAGUGGGAAUGACAGCACGUUUGAGGAUUUGGAUAUCAACACAGCGCUGAGCUCGCUGGGAUGCGAGAUGGAGCAAUCUUCACAGAACCAGCACGGGCCUGGCUACAGCAAUGAGGACGAACAGGCUUGUGCUUACCUAGAGGCAAACGGCAUGAUGGGAUCCAACAUGGAGGACUUUCACCAACAGCACCACCAGCAAGUACAGGUCCAUCCGCAAUAUUACGAGGGAAUGUUCACAGAUCAGGUUCACCAGCAUCAGCACCCUUGGGAGAUUAAAGAGGAAGUCCAAGCCAUCCCACUUACCUUGGAUCAUGCCUAUGGGCUUUGUGAGGGAUUCUUCUCUGAGAUGCAACUCUGGGAAAGAGCAGAGUCAUAUCUGUGAACACGUCUGAAUACAUAUGCACUGUCUUUGCUCGUCUGAAGACCUAUUGACUUUUGUUUUGCUACAUUAGCAUAAUGAAUUACUGAGGAUGUGAGAGGUUAUAUGUAAUUAU
Sinocyclocheilus grahami is the source of this 1707-nucleotide messenger RNA. Its product is annotated as forkhead box protein J1-B. The transcript has 3 exons. The coding region runs from base 93 to 1595 and encodes 500 amino acids. Gene Ontology annotation, molecular function: RNA polymerase II cis-regulatory region sequence-specific DNA binding; DNA-binding transcription factor activity, RNA polymerase II-specific. The record is from RefSeq and is a predicted model, not a curated record. Lineage: Eukaryota; Metazoa; Chordata; Actinopteri; Cypriniformes; Cyprinidae. Gene Ontology annotation, biological process: regulation of transcription by RNA polymerase II. Gene Ontology annotation, cellular component: nucleus.